Eurytemora carolleeae is the source of this 4016-nucleotide messenger RNA. Its product is annotated as zinc finger protein 62 homolog. Bases 2197 to 3750 code for a protein of 517 amino acids. The record is from RefSeq and is a predicted model, not a curated record. The transcript has 6 exons. Gene Ontology annotation, biological process: regulation of gene expression. Gene Ontology annotation, cellular component: nucleus. Lineage: Eukaryota; Metazoa; Arthropoda; Copepoda; Calanoida; Temoridae.
AGUAUAGAUGUUUUGACUGAUGAUAAACGAAUAUUGAAGCAUAUAAUGAUUGAUAUUCUCAACCUGAGGAAUGGAAUGGAAGAUAACCUACUCCUAAUCCAACAAAUCAACCUGAUGAUACAGAAGGAAGGAGAGGAGCAGAAGAGGUUCGAUGAUGUGAUCCAUGCUGCCCAGCAACAUAUUGACUCCAUUAACACAGUGUAUAUACUGGGAGUAUCCUGGCUUAAAGAUGAAACUGAAUUCGCUCUCGGAAUAAUCCAAGACGAUCCUUUGAUGUUGAGAAAAGAGGAGACUAUCAAUGAUGAUUCAGUUGAGAAGUAUAUAGCAGACAAUAUUGAAGAUACUGAGGAAAUAACUGUAGAUGUUGAUAUUCAAGAAGAUAUAAAGAUAGAUAUUAAUGAGCUGGAGAUUAGAUCAGUCAGCUCAGAAUAUAUCUCACCAAUGAAUAAAAUUACAAAAGAACCUGAGGUCUGGAUGGAUCAAGAUGAGUGUAAAACUACUCAAAAAUAUUUUUGUCCACAUUGUCACGAAGAAAUAUUAGACUUAGAAGAUUUUAAAACUCAUAGACGAACCGCUCAUUCUGAGAUUAUUUUUCCUUGUGACCAAUGUUCAUAUGUAGGCGGAAAAAGUAAACAGUUGAGGACACACAUGCAGCGCAACCAUUGGGGGUAUUUUUAUCCGUGUGAUAUGUGUGAAUACACCGGAAGCACAUCACAUGCAAUAAAAGAUCAUUUGACCAAAAACCAUGUAGCGAAAAAACCCGAGCAAUCAAAAUGUACAGAGUGUGAGUUUGUUGGUUCCAUAGAUGAAUUAAACACGCACAAGAUUAUUAAGCACGAAGGGGGCCGUUAUUCAUGUGAAGAAUGUGAAUAUAGAACAAACGAUUUAUCAUAUUUAAAACGACACGUUGACAGUAAGCACAAGCUUGUGCGAUAUUACUGUGAUCAAUGUGAAAAAUCAUUUUGUGUUGAGGGGAAUUUAAAGAGACACAAACUAAAUGUUCAUCAAGGAGUUAGAUUCUAUUGUGAUCAGUGUGCGUAUUCUGCAUCAACUAAAUCUCUUCUGAAACAACAUGUUGAAGGGGUUCAUGAGGGGAAACAGUUUCUUUGUACUAAGUGUGAUUAUGUGACCCCGAUGGCAGAUUAUCUGAGAUCGCACGAAUCUAUUAAGCACGGAACUAAAAGUGAAGACCAGUUUUUAUGUGAUCAAUGUGAGUAUGCCACACACUCAAAAGAAUAUUUAAAGCGUCACAUGGAACGUCACAACGGAAUUUCUAAAUCCUGCAACCAGUGCCCUUAUGAAGCAACAAGUAUGCUUUAUUUAAAGAAUCACAUUAAAAUUCAUCAUGAAGGCAAUCGGUAUCCCUGCGAUCAAUGUAAAUAUUCUGCUACAGGUUCGAAUAGUUUAAAAAGACAUGUUGAAAGUGUCCAUAUGGGAAUAAAAUAUCCCUGUGAUCAGUGUGAACACUUAGCAUCGACAAAGUGGAAACUGAUUGCGCAUAUGAAGGUUAAGCAUGGAGAUUCCAAAUAUCCCUGCUCUGAGUGUGAUCAUGUGGCCACUUCAACGUAUGGUUUGAAAAAACAUACCAAAGAGAAACACAAAUGAUAGAUUUUUUUGUAUUUGGAGUGUUGAUUUUAAAAGGUGGAAAAGUUAACAUUUAACACCUUAAUUGCUCCGUUUCAGACCAUCUUCCUGUAAAGCAAAGCUUAAUCCUCUGUAAAAGUGUUUAGUUUAAGAUGUGUAGUUAAAAUACCGAAUAUUUUGGUUAUGGUAACUUAGACGAAUUUUGUCAUUACAUAAGUUUUUUAAAACAAAAGUAAAUUGUAAACAGAUGAAUUGUAGAUUCUAAGACUUUUAGCUAUGUUUAAGUAGAUGUGUCGAUUCAUUGUUUAAAAUCCUGAGUUAUUUAAAAUAUUUAGCUUUUUUAACUGUUACAAGAAAAUAUGAUUAACAAAUAUGAUAAACCUUUCCGCUUCCUCCUCAUCUCCAACUUUUCUUGGGAUCUCAUGAAUACAAUUGAAAAGAACUCAUUUUAUAUGAUUGAACAUUUUUUACAUGAUAAAAUAUUACUAUUGUCGCUUUUCUUCUGAUGAUAUAUUUUAAACAUUUCAGCAAAAAAUGGAAUUGAAGUUUGAAAAAACCCCGAUCUCAAAACACAGAAUCAAUCUUUUGCAUGAUAUUUAGAGUAUAGAAGUUAUGACUGAUGAGAAAAAACUGUUGAAGUUUAUAAUGAUUGAUAUUCUCAACCUAAGGAAUGGAAUGGAAGAUAACCUACUCCUAAUCCAACAAAUCAACCUGAUGAUACAGAAGGAAGGAGAGGAGCAGAAGGGGUUUGGUGAUGUAAUCCAUGCUGCCCAGCAACAUAUUGACUCCAUUAACACCGUGUAUACUCUGGGAGUAUCCUGGCUCAAGGAUGAUACUGAUUUUGCUCUUAGUUUUAUACAAGAUACGUCAGCUGUCAGUGUAUCUACCGACGAUGAUAAAGAUGAUGAUGAAAAUAUUGACGAGUUGGAUAAUGAUCUGAUCAAAAUAGAACUUGAGGAGCUUGAGACUACUGAACCUAAGAUUGGUGAGGAAACUGUUGUAAAGGAAGAAUCCAUGGAUAUAAAUAAUUUAAAAGACAAAGAGCUCGAAAUACGGGAAGCCAGCUCAGUUGAGAAUACAGACUCCUCAGAAGCUUCUCAAGCUGAGACCAGCAUAUCAUUACCCAGCUUUCUAUCUUGUGAUUUAUGCAAGUUAGUUGUAAAGACAAAAAAGAGUUUAAAGCUGCACAAAAUCAAGGUGCACAAGGUUAAAACUUUUGCAUGCAAUCAAUGCAGCUAUUCAACACAUUUAUUAAAACUUCUGAAAGCACAUAAAACAACGCAUAACGAAUCUGAGCCCUAUUCGAAGUUAAACUUCGAUGGGGGAGAUCAACCUGAAAGAUUUAAAUAUUCAUGUUCAACUUGUGAUUAUAAAUCUCUGCACAAACGACACAUAAACGAGCAUUAUAUGAACAUACAUAUGGGUGUUAAAUACCCCUGUGAUAAGUGUGAAAAGAGCUUUAGCAUUAAAGCUAACUUAAAACGUCACAUAAAGAGUGUACAUUUAGGAGUUAGGUAUACAUGUAAUCUCUGUGACUAUUCAGCCACUAAACCAUGUACACUGAAAGAACACAUUGAUGGAAAGCAUCAUGGAACUAAACAGAUUUGUGAUCUUUGUGAUUAUGUCACAGAUGUAGCUUAUACACUUCACAAUCAUAAAUACUUGAAACAUGGACUAGGCAGGAUAAAGAUAGAUCUGGAAAAGCCCCUAAUUUCUAAAAAUAAAAGUGAAUUUUCUUGUGAACAAUGUGAUUUUGUGACACAUUUGAAAGGUAGUUUUACACAGCACAUAGCCAGACACUCGGCACAAUAUAUCUGCGAUCAAUGUCCGUCUGUUUACAAAACAAAAGGAGAACUCCAGCAUCAUAUCAGAAGUAAGCACGAGGGUUUAAGAUUUCCCUGUGAUUUGUGUCAACAUGAAGCGCUGGAUAAAGCUCAUUUGAGAGUUCAUAAGGAGGCAGUUCAUUUGGGGAAAAAGUAUCCCUGUGAUAUUUGUGGGUUUGCUGCAUCCUCCAAUGGGAAUUUAAAACAACACAAACAGAGUAAGCAUGAUACUACCAAGCACCUAUGUGAUAAAUGUGAAUAUGCUGCGACAACUCAUUAUGGUUUAAGAAAGCACAUAAAGCGCAAACACGAAAGUUUAACCAAUGGUUCUCCAAGUAGCUGAGUUGUUCUUACAAAUUAUAAACUACUGAGCUUAACACUUUGUGUUGCGAAGCUUUGAUCUCCAUUUUGUGCAUAUUAUGUAGAUUUAUUUAAUUCCUCUUCGAUAUCCCGAGGUCGUCAUACCAGGAAUAACUUUAAUAUAGAGAUCAAGCAUUUACCCUGAAGUAAACACACUGAUAUCGAUAUCAAGUGUUCAAGAUUAGCGAUAUUCCAUACAAAAGUUCCGACAUCUGAUUGAAAUUUAUUUUAAUGGAACACUUUUUUUCA